GCAGGCCCGGGACGUGCCCGGCUGGCGACCGAGCGGCGGGUACGGCGUCCGGCGCACUCACUUCCGCGUCCCGCCGCCCUCCGGCCCGCGCGCGCUCAGCCGCCGCCGCUCUCGGACAAUAGGCCACCCGCUCCGGCCCCCGUGAACUUCCUGCGGCCGCCAGACCGGCCCGUGCGCGGAGGACCGCGCUCCCUCUCGGCCCCGGCCAGGAUCACAGCUGCGCGGCUGCGAGGGUAAGCGGAGGGGACCGAGCGCGCCCGGGACGUGCCUGCGCCCCCGGCCGCCGCGCCUUUGCUCCGGCUGGACGGUGCGGAGGCUUCUGCACUCUCUGGCCCAGGCGACUUCACCCCGGCCCGGUCCUGCGGCAGCCGCCUUGUGGGCUUCUGUGUUUGGUUGGUUAGGGAGGAUGUGAUUUUUUUUUUCCUCCUUUCAUGAUUUGAAAAAGAGAAAAGAACGCACUGUAAGCUGGGACAGGGAAGCGCCACCAUCUGCCCCCACGUGGACACUUCCGAGGGGAAAAGAAGUUGGAAGAGAACUUAAUCCAUCAGGCUUUGAGGCCUCAGCGUGGGCUGGACUGUGAGGCCUGGGUCAUGACUCUCACUCUGGGCAGGUGGAAGGUUUUACCUGUUCUGGGCUGGACUUGAGCCCCGGUUCUUGGCCAGCACAUCCCCACCACCUCCUACACACACACACACACACACUCACUCACUUACUAGGGGCACCGGGCCUAGGCAUCCACACCAGUCUGCAACAUGGAUAAGUAUGACGACCUGGGCCUGGAGGCCAGUAAAUUCAUCGAGGACCUGAACAUGUAUGAGGCAUCCAAGGAUGGGCUCUUCCGAGUGGACAAGGGUGUGGGCAACAACCCGGAGUUUGAGGAAACACGCAGGGUGUUUGCCACCAAGAUGGCCAAAAUCCACCUUCAGCAGCAGCAACAGCUCCUCCAAGACGAGACCCUGCCCAGGGCCAGCCGAGGUCCUGUCAAUGGUGGGGGGCGUCCGGGCCCCCAGGCCCACCGGGACACUGGUGCGGGCAGCAAGCUGACCACGGAUGGCGCUGCCAAGCCCCCUCUGGCUGCCUCAGCAGGAGCUCCUGCCGCGGCUACCACCAUCGCCGCUGGGCAGCCCUUGUGCCCACCACAGGAGCAGAGGGCCAGGCCGUACGUCCGCAGCGCGAGGCCUGGUAGCCAGGACUGUGGUGCUAAGGAGGGCCCCGUGAGCUCUGAGAUGUCUGCUUUCCACGGGGUGAGUCCCUGUGAGGAUCCUUCCUGCCUCACCCACGGGGACUAUUAUGACAACCUCUCCUUGGCAAGCCCAAAGUGGGGUGAAGACCCAGGAGCACCUUCCAGCAUCAGGCUGGGUGUAGGGAGCGGGUGGCCUGGCGCCCCAGGAAGUGAUCCCGCACCACCCAAACCGUCCAGGGAUCCUCACUUAUACCAGCCACAGCUCUCCCCAGGCUCCAGCAGGUCGCUCGAGAGCGGCCAGGACGGUGGCGUCGAUGGCCGUGGCAGCGAGAAGCCAGCAGCUCUUUGGACCACCGCCUCCUCCCAGUGGGUGAGGCCUGGCCUGCCCUCCCCAGGCCCGGAGAACGGAGCCCUGCUGGGCCCGGCUCAGCCCAGGACCCCUUUCUCAGCACCGCUGGCCCUGAGCUGCCCCAGUCAGGGAGCUCUUCCCAGAACAAACUCCGGGGUUGGGAGAGAGGUUUCAGCCAUGACGCCCAGCCCGAGCGUGCACUCUCAGCCCUGGUUCCAGGAGGGGCCCAAGUCUUACCUUUCUAGCUCUGGGCCGUCGUCCUUGCCAGCCAGCAUGGACGGUUUGCAGCUGGGUGCAGCGGCCCCCGGCCUGGGUCCCAAGCCUGGCGGCACAGACCCUGGCGCGGGUCCCAGACUCAGCCCCACCAGCCGCAGCCAUCCAGCGCUGUCCACCCCGCCGGAGCUACCUUGUAAAGAAGGUCCCCCCGGCUGGUCUUCGGAGGGCGGCCUGGGGCCUGUGCUCGCAGAGAACCCUGGCCCCCACAGGGUGAAGCUGCCCUGCCAGACCCUCAGCCCGGGCCCCGAGCCUGGGCCCUCCGCCGCCGAGCUGAAGUUGGAAGCCCUCACGCAGCGCCUGGAGCGGGAGAUGGACGCCCACCCGAAGGCCGACUACUUCGGUACCUGCGUGAAAUGCAGCAAAGGGGUGUUUGGGGCCGGCCAGGCCUGCCAGGCCAUGGGGAGCCUCUACCACGACGCCUGCUUCACCUGCGCGGCCUGCAGCCGGAAGCUGAGAGGAAAAGCCUUUUAUUUCGUCAACGGCAAGGUGUUUUGUGAGGAAGACUUCCUGUACUCCGGAUUCCAGCAGUCCGCCGACAGGUGCUUCCUUUGCGGCCAUCUGAUCAUGGACAUGAUCCUGCAGGCCCUGGGGAAGUCCUACCACCCUGGCUGCUUCCGCUGUGUCAUCUGUAACGAGUGCUUGGACGGGGUGCCCUUCACCGUGGACUCCGAGAACAAGAUCUAUUGUGUCCGGGAUUACCACAAGGUGCUGGCCCCCAAGUGUGCAGCCUGUGGGCUUCCCAUCCUCCCCCCUGAGGGCUCGGACGAGACCAUCCGCGUCGUGUCCAUGGACCGAGACUACCACGUGGAGUGCUACCACUGCGAGGACUGUGGCCUGGAGCUCAACGACGAGGACGGCCACCACUGCUACCCGCUGGAGGACCGCCUGUUCUGCCAGUCCUGCCACGUCAAGAGGCUGGAGAAAGGCCCCUCGUCCUCGGCCCCGCACCCACACCGCUUCUAGCCAGAGCCCCGUGCAGAGACCUCAGCGCGGGAUGGGAGGCCAGGGCUGCACGGUGGCCCAUCCGCCCGUUGAUUCCGGUGUUCCCCGGGGUGGCAUUGGUGGGGGUGGGGGUGGGAGGGCCUGGCCGGCAAGCACCUGUGCACAUGUGUGGGGUCCUUCCCUAUCCCCAGCGAGGCCCACCCUCCCUGUCUGGUGUGUGAGUGUUUUCCAAGGGCCUUUCCUCGCUGGCACGCGCUCACGCUCAUCGGAGUGUUCAGGAAGCCGCUCCAGUAGGCGGGUGGUGCGUGGCGGGAUCACAGCAGUGCAACCGAAUGAGCCUGCCCGUCUCCUCUGGGAACGGCUGACCCCGGGGGGCAGGGUCGCCCGGGGCGUAUUUCCUAACAUCCCCGGAGGAGAGAUUUCAGCUGCCCAUCCAUUCAGCCCCUUCCCUCCCUUCAGGAAAACCCACGCACCCGCCCUCCCCCGGCGCACGCGGGUGUGCGCGUGCACACACACACACACACACACACGUGACUUAAGCUUCCUUCCACCGUGGAGUGUCAGCUGUUCUGCAGACUCCGCCUGGUUUAUGACGAGUGGGAAGCCCUGACACGUGCCGAGUCUCUUGGAAGGAAUUCCCUCGGGAAACCAGAGCCGUGCAUUGAAGUUAGCGAGACAGGGUGGCCUCAGACACACUCUGCAUGUCCCCACGGGUCUUCCCUCCCCCCAUAGGCCGAGGCGGGGGGCUUUGGGACGAAGAACUUGGCGCGGGCGCCAGGCCCCUCUGCCCACCUGUUUGCGCGAGUCCCCUCUGCCGCUCCCCAGAGUCCGUGACUUUGGAGUCGCUCCCCCAGAGGCGAGUCUCAGGACCCCACGUGCGGGCAACCCCCCGGGCUUUGGGGGAAGUCCUGCCGCAUCCCGAGAGCCUGCCCCGCGCAGAGGGGGGGUGUUUGUGUGCGAGACCCCUAGAGCGGCGUGGGCGCGCACCUGAGCAUAAGUUAUUACAGUCAUUUCCCAAGGGCCUCCUGCCCAGUCCUUGGCACAGCGCGUGUUUGAAGAAACCAGUAUAAGGUACAGUGCUCUUGUCUGUCCUUUCCUUCUUUCUUCUUUAUCGUGUCCCUCCACUGUCAGCCUUCCACACCCAAAAAGAUACCUCACAGACACGAGUGUCACCAGAUCGCAGGUAGGGGCGGAGUUCGCCCGUCACAGUGGGCUCAGCUGGCUUCUGUGGCGUGGUGGGAAGGUCUGGCUGCGUACAGCCUGCCUCCGGCGGGUCAGGGCACCGGGACCCUAGCCAAAGGGCCUCGGGGACUACAGCAGGUUGACACUGGACGCUGUGCAUUGCGUCUGGCUGGCUCCCCAGGGUGACAAGGGCCCCGAGGGCCACACACAGGCAAGAUGUCAAGGCCACCUCUGCACGGAGGAGGCAGAACUGGCCCUGCGUGGCGCAGUCCUGAGGCCAGACGGGGCUCAAGGUCCCUCGGUGUUUCAAUAAGAAGGUGCGUGCAUAAAUAUUUUAAAGAGGUUGACUGCCAUUUGCCCCUCAGCCUUGUCACAGGAGCCCUGGGGCCACCUCACCACUGCCAGCCAGGCUGGGGCAGUGCAGCUGGCAUCUGCUCUCCGCCUCCUCACCUGGCACCCCACAGGGGGCACUGGGGGACUCGAGCCUCGGAGGGUGGUGAGUGGAGCCCUCCUGGGACCCCCAGACCUCUUGCAGGGCUCCGCUUCCCAUCUGGGCCGCGUUGUGACCCACUCAGACCCAGUUGCCUGUAAGAAGCGCUGCACGGGCUGGUUUGACGUUUUUGUUAGAGUCACUCUGCUGGAUCCUUUGGCCACAUGUCACUUCUGUCCAGGUUGUGCACUUUCAUUAGUUCCUUUUCACGGGCUGAGCCUCCCGAGAAGCUGUGAGUGCACGGGGCUGGGGCAGCGACCCCUGGGGUCAUAUUAUACCCCUCUCUUCCCAUCCAGUCAUCCGGCUCAGCCCGGGCAGGCAGGGCCGUGGGCAGGGAGCCGGCCGAUGCGUCUCCACCUGCCCCUGCCGGCCUGGGAAUGUUCCCAGCCUUGCAGGCUCGUCUUUGCUCCACUUGCAAGCCCCAUGGGGUGAAGGAAGUUGCCUCGGAGCCACUGUCAGGGGCAGGAGGCGUGGGUUUGCAAAUUGGGUAACUAGUUAAGUGUGUGAUUUUUUUAAAUGAGAAAUUUAAUAAUAGCCUUGAUUGGGGUGAUUCCGGUCUGGCUGCAAGUAUGGCAUUUUGUGCCACUGAAGAGCAGUGAGAGAAUGAUGGG
Phyllostomus discolor (pale spear-nosed bat) is the source of this 5033-nucleotide messenger RNA. It is a transcript of the gene LIMD1, whose product is annotated as LIM domains containing 1. Gene Ontology annotation, molecular function: transcription corepressor activity. The record is from RefSeq and is a predicted model, not a curated record. NCBI's taxonomy places the organism in Eukaryota, Metazoa, Chordata, Mammalia, Chiroptera, Phyllostomidae. The transcript is spliced from 8 exons. The coding region runs from base 753 to 2771 and encodes 672 amino acids. Gene Ontology annotation, biological process: negative regulation of hippo signaling; positive regulation of miRNA-mediated gene silencing; cytoskeleton organization. Gene Ontology annotation, cellular component: transcription regulator complex; adherens junction; nucleus.